Bicyclus anynana (squinting bush brown) is the source of this 3863-nucleotide messenger RNA. RefSeq names its product GATOR complex protein MIOS (gene mio). The transcript has 12 exons. The coding region runs from base 160 to 2751 and encodes 863 amino acids. Lineage: Eukaryota; Metazoa; Arthropoda; Insecta; Lepidoptera; Nymphalidae. Gene Ontology annotation, biological process: positive regulation of TORC1 signaling; cellular response to amino acid starvation. Gene Ontology annotation, molecular function: protein binding. Gene Ontology annotation, cellular component: cytoplasm. The record is from RefSeq and is a predicted model, not a curated record.
UUGUUGUCAGUCAUUGACAUUGUCAAGUCAAAGUUGUCAAAACCUAAAUAAAAAUAAUGUUAAUAAUAUUUUUGUUCAAUUUAAUAAAAAGAAAUCAUGUUGCUUAAAUGUAUAUUAUUUUGAUAAACCUAUUGUCGACGACCAAAAUCGAUAAAAAAUAUGUCGAGCGGCAAACUAGAUGUGAUUUGGUCGCCAGUCCACCAAGACAAGUUUAUCGUUUGGGGUCAAGACAUAACCCUGUAUGAGGUGUCUCGUCUUCAGGAUAUCGAAAAAAAGACUACAUUCACUCAGCUGUCAUCCACCAGAGGCGCAGUAGUGGUGGCUUCGCAGAGUGCCAGUGGAGUGCGCUGCGUGGACGUCAGUGCUGUAGCCGACCACCCAGAUCCUCUGCUGGCUCUGGGGCACGCCAGCGGCAAGGUUUCACUUACGAGCCUAAAACAGACUUAUGAUCCACUUGGAUUAGUAGGACAAGAAUUUGUGCCACGAUGCUCUCGUCCUUGCAACUCUGUGGUGUGGAACAGGACAGAGACCAACCUGCUGGCCGCUGGGCUGGAGAAGCACCGCAGUGACAGUUGCAUACUGCUGUGGGACGUGCAGACUUGCAGCUCUGAUGACUUCACAGAAAGUUCGUCCCCACCGGCGAGCGCGCCGCGGCCCUUGGCGGAGGUGGCCAUGGGUGAGACGGCGCACACUCUGUCGUGGUGUAGUUUCGCGCCCUGCACGCUGGUCGCCUCCAUGAACCUCAAGCAUCUGAAGAUAUACGACUUGAGAGAGGGCGGCGCGCGCGCCAGCAGCGCGGUGACCACGCGGCAGUGCUUCGGCGCGAGCGCGGCGCCGCAGGGCUGGCACGUGGCGUCGCGCGGGGACGGCGGCGUGGCCGUGUGGGACGCGCGCGCGCUCGCCCGCCCGCUACUCACGCUGCAGCUGCCGCGCCCGCCGCGCAAGAUACAGUGGAGCCCCACCAGACGCAACCUGCUGAUCUCGCUGCAGCGCGACGCCAGCUCGCUGCGGCUGCACGACAUCCAGCAGGCGCACGAGUACAAGGCGCAGUCCUCCUUCGACAGCGUGGCGUCGGCGACGGCGGCGCUGGAGGACGCGGAGACGGAGCCGGAGGAGGGCUCGGCGGUGGAGCGCGACGUGGCCGUGGGCGAGGCGCCACUGGCGUCGUUCGCCUGCCACCCCGCGCAGCGCGCGCGCCUGCUGACGCUGGCGCAGUCGGGCGCGCUGAGCGAGCACUCGGUGUGCGAGCGCGUGACGCUGUCGUGGGGCGCGGCGGGCGCGCUGGCGUGGGCGGGCGCGGGCGCGCUGCGCGGCAUGCACGCCUCCUUCUACGCGCACGUGCCCGACAUCUCACACACGGCGCGCAGGCGCGCCGCCACCGACUACGGGCUCAAGCCCGACCUGUGGCAGAACGCCGAGCUGGCGGAAGACGAGUCGCUGCGCGCGCUGUGGCACUUCCUGGCGCUCAGCAAGUCGCUCGUGGAGGACGGCUGCAUCCGCAACAGCCCGUGGAAGCACCCCGGCGUGCGCAGCGUGCUGCGGCCGCCGGGCGAGGGCUACCGCUCGGAGGCGGUGGCGCUGCUGCUGCCCGACCUGCCCAGCCGCAAGGUGACGGUGUACCGCAGCGCCGAGCGCACGCGCGCGCUGCAGCUGUGCGGCUGGGGCUGGGGCUGGGACAACGCGGGCGCGGGCGUGGAGCGCGCCGAGGCCGCCGGCACGCCGUGCCGCGCCGCCGCGCUCGCCGCCUUCCACCUGCGCCUGCGCGCCGCGCUCGACGUGCUGGCGCGCGCGCGCGAGCCGCGCCUGCGCGUGGCGGCGCUGGCGCUGGCGCCGGGCGACGAGCGGCUGUGGCGCGAGGCGCUGGCGGCCGCGGCGCCCGCGCUGCCCGACCCCUACCUGCGCGCGCUGCUGCACUUCCUGGCGGCGGCGCACGCGCCCGAGCCCGACUACGGCGCCGUGCUGGCGGAGGCGGGCGUGCGGCUGGAGGACCGCGUGGCGUUCGCGUGCACGUACCUGGCGGACGCGCCGCUGCACGAGUUCGUGGCGCGCACGGGCGAGGAGCUGCGCGCGCGCGGCUCGCUGGCGGCGCUGCUGCUGACGGGCGUGAGCGCGGACGGCGUGGGCGUGCUGCAGCGCUGGCUGGAGCGCAGCGGCGACGUGCAGUCGGCGGCGCUGGUGGCGGCGCGCUGCUGCCCGCCCGAGCUGCUGCGCGACGCGCGCGUGGCGGCGUGGCUGGCGGAGUACCGCGCGCUGCUGGACGCAUGGCGCCUGUGGUGGCCGCGCUGCCUGCUAGACACGUGGCUGGCGGCGGCGGGCGCGGGCGCGGGCGCGGCGGGCGCGGGCGUGGCCUGCACCUACUGCGGCAAGCCGGUGGCGGCGGCCGGCGCGCGCCCGCGCCCCGCCUUCGCGCGCCUGCCGCCGCCCGCCGCCAAGAUGAAGCAAAUCUCGUCGUGCCCCAACUGCCGCAAGCCGCUGCCGCGCUGCGGCGUGUGCUCGCUGCACCUGGGCACGGGCGCCGGCGGGGGCGCGCUGCCCGCCGCGCCGCCCGCGCCCGCGCCCGCCGCCGCCGCGCCCGCGCCCGCCGCCUCCUUCGGCGGCUGGUUCAGCUGGUGCGUGGCGUGCCGGCACGGCGGGCACGCCGCGCAUCUGCUGCAGUGGUUCAGCGAGCACUCCGAGUGUCCGGUGAGCUCGUGCAGCUGCCGCUGCGCCGCGCUCGACCCCCCGGACCCCGCGCCGCCGCCGCACCCCUAGCGACACGCCGCGCACCGCUCGCCGUGCCGUCGACGUGCGCUCGCCGUGCGGUGAACUGCGGCCGCACACCGACACACGUAUGACAUACGAGUUACUAAGGUAACUUCGAUUACAAAUGGUGCUGUUGUAAAUGAUGUCUAUAUAUUGUUUAAGCGAUAUUACAAUCAACAAGUGAUGUCCGGUAGUCAUGUAGUAUUUUUAUUGAUUUUAAUUUUAAUUAUCUUGUAAGCUUGCAAAUAGACUUAAUUUGCUAGUCUUUUACAUUAUUACAAAUUGUUAAAUAAGAUACUUUGUAUAUGACAUUUUAAAUUACAUGAAUCCACUAAUAAAUCUGGUUUUAAUUUCGUUGUUGGUAUAUAUAUAUAUAUUCAGUUGUGGGCAUACACUGAUAUGUUUGAGUAACGCGCCAUUUUAUUAUAUUUAUUUAUUUAUUUAGACAGGCCAACAACAUUUAUGCACACAAAAUAAUUUAUAUAAACGGCCUCCGUGGCGCAGUGGUUUGCGCGGUGGAUUUACAAAACGGAGGUCCUGGGUUUGAUUCCCGGCUGGGCAGAUUGAGAUUUUCUUAAUUUGUCUAGGUCUGGCUGGUGGGAGGCUUCGGCUGUGGCUAGUUACCACCCUAUAGGCAAAGACGUACCGCCAAGCGAUUUAGCGUUCCGGUACGAUGCCGUGUAGAAACCGAAAGGGGUGUGGAUUUUCAUCCUCCUCCUAACAAGUUAGCCCGUUUCCAUCUUAGGCUGCAUCAUCACUUACCAUCAGGUGAGAUUGUAGUCAAGGGCUAACUUGUAAAGAAUAAAAAAUAAAUAUAAAUAAAAUAAAAUAGACAUACUGGAAAUACAGAUUUAAAAUGUAAACAUCAAUAACUGGCUUGUACAGUGGACACAUGUAUGUAUGUGAUUGUAAAUUAAGACAUAUUUUUUUGACUAUGGAAAUAUUUUUUAUAAAAUGCAAUAUUCUUAAAUCAGUCAAUGUGGGUACUAUUUUAUAAUCAGAUUCGUUUUAAGUUAAGUGUGUACCUAUUAAUUACGGACUUUUUUGCCUUUUCCAUGUUUACAAAGUCAAUUAGUAAUAUAUUUUUAUCAUAAUUAUAAUAAUAAAUGUAUAAUAGACAA